Perkinsus marinus ATCC 50983 is the source of this 279-nucleotide messenger RNA. RefSeq lists its product as hypothetical. The annotation marks the transcript as partial. The record is from RefSeq and is a predicted model, not a curated record. The transcript has a single exon. NCBI's taxonomy places the organism in Eukaryota, Perkinsozoa, Perkinsida, Perkinsidae.
AUGCUUGCCGUCUUCCAGGAGGCUCUACCUGGUGAAGGCACCGUACAGCAGUCUAGUCCUCCGUCUCCAGGCUCUCCCCCUGCUGAUGAUGGUGAUGGUCGUGGUGAAUCCCCGAAUGCUGUUAUUGACGAUAGCGCGUCUGGUCCUGCUGUACGAUAUUCGCUCGCCCCUGGUUCUUCUUGGACUUCCAUAAGUGAAGCUGAGGAGAAUGCCGUUGUGGAGACGCCCCUGGUGAACUACACAAGACUGCCUCCACUAAACUUGCAAACUAUUGGUUAU